GCUACAUUGGCCAUAUACCAGAAACCAUAUAUCUCAACACGACUGCCUUAUUGCUUAAACAUUGUGUUUACAUUGUAUUCGUUUUUUUCAGGCAUUGAGUUAGAAGACAAAUGGUCUCUUUUGCGUCCCUAGCGGCAACACAGUGCCAGGAAGGUAGCUUGAAUUGAAUGAAUGGAAAAGGCUUUUGAUGGUUGAUAUCCGAGGUACAGACGGCGAGACUAGGCGGGGAAUUACAUUGGCGACUUUCGUGGCGACUUGUCGAAAGCAACGGAGAAGCAGUGUCUGAAAAUUGCAACAGAGUAGUGCAUUACCUAUGGAAUAACGGACAUUUUAAACAAAGAACCAUAUUUUCUCGUCGUGAGCCGGUGAGGGGUAGGGUAGGGAGGAACGCUACUAUGGUUGGAUAGUUUAAUGCUAUUUCAGACCGAUCCGGACGUAGGGAUAAUGCAUUGUGGAGCAACAGGUUACUGCUGCGUAAUGGAGUAAACAAAAACAGCGUGGCCUAUUUGUCAGAAUUUACCUUUAGGCAGUGUUUAUCACCAGAUUGGCAUCAAAUCUAAACCAAUCAGCCGUUAGCCUAUUCGUUUUCGAUCGGAGACUGGGACACGGUUGUAAUUUUAUUUUGAUGCAUUGUUUUUGAACAGGUUGACUGCUCAAGCAAGGUGAGCUACAGAGGACGUCUUGCACGAGCACGCGCUACGUUCGGAUAUAGCUUAAAACGACAUAACGUGGUCUAAUUUGCGGGAGCGAUGAUUAUAAUGGCCUUUAGGCGAAAUGGAGAGUGGUAAAAUGGCACAUGUAAACUAGAUAAACUUCCAAUAGUUCCGGGUGUGUUGUUUUGGAGUUUUCAUUAGAAGAACCAAAAUAGGACCUAAAUGGUACCAAACAAGUGGACCAUGAAUUCAGUUCUACAACACAAGUCACCACCAAGGAGUUGGCUUGGUCUCCGACUACGACUCAAUGAAAAGCCUGUUCAGGAGGAAGACUGGGUGGUGUGCCAGCAUCUGCAAUGCCCUGACCGUCGGCGAGCCUUGAAGGUGUGCCACCACCCAGACUGCCAGGACCUGAACAACAAGAGUCCCCUACACCUGUGUGAGUCAUGUGACUCCCGCUGCCACCCGGAAGACACAGGCAACAUGCACUUUGACCGGCACCCCCGUUUUGACCUGCAACCCCAAGGCUCUAUCCUGGCCCGGAACGUGUCGACGCGCUCCUGUCCCCCCCGCACCAGCCCCCCCUCUGACCUGGAGGAGGAGGACGAGGGGGGCAACGACCGAGGGGAGCGUAAAGCUGGGGGGCUUAAGCUGGUGAAGAAGAAACCACGGCGACGUCACACUGAUGACCCAAGCAAGGAGUGCUUCAGCCUCAAGUUUGAUCUGAAUGUGGACAUUGACACCGAGAUUGUCCCGGCUGUGAAAAAGAAGACCCUGAGGGAGGUGCUGGGCCCUGUGUUUGAGCGGAAGGGUAUAGAGUUGUCCCGGGUAGACCUGUUCCUAGACCAGUCCAAUACCCCGCUGUCCCUCAACUUUGAAGCCUACCGCUUCGGGGGCCACUAUCUCAAGGUCAAAGCUCGGCCGGGUGAUGAGCUGAAGGUGGAGCAGGGGGUGAAGGACCUGCGGUCACUCAGCCUGCCCAACUUGAAGCCCUCGUCGGGGGUGCAGAGCCCCUAUAUCCUCGCCCCGGGCAGUGAGAAGGUUGAGCACGGCUCCCUGGGUCGCAAGGAGAGCAACGUCGACCUGCUGGUCAGUACACCCUCCACAGGUCAGGCGCGUCGCAGGAAGAACAUAACAGAGUUCCUUGGGGACGCCAACAUCCCGUCCCCAGACUCCUUGGCCGGGCUGAGUGGUUCUCUUCCAGGCGUAGGCCCUGGACCGGACAGCUGGAAGAACCGUGCUGCCAGCCGCUUCUCAGGUUUCUUCAGCUCUGGCCCUGGUGCAGGGCCCUUCGGCAAGGAGGUGGACCGCAUGGAGCAGCUCCAAAGCAAGCUGCAGUCGUACACGCUGUUUGGCCUUCCCAAGGUGCCGCCUCAACUCUCCUUCCACCAUGACUCCUGGGAGGAGGAAGAGGAGGAUGAGACCAGCUUUGCCCUCGAGGACAGCUGGACACGGCUACUGGACGACCCUGAGGCAUUGACCAGGCGCCAGUUCCACCAGCAGGAGGCCAUCUGGGAGCUUCUGCACACUGAGGCCACCUACAUCAAGAAACUACGGGUCAUCACAGAUUUGUUCCUGUGUGGGCUGUUGAACUUGCAGGAAAGUGGCCUGCUGACGGAGGUGGAGCCGGCACGCCUCUUUAGUAACAUCCAAGACAUUGUGCGUCUGCAUACAUCCCUGUGGAACCAGGUGAUGCUGCCAGCCCUGGAGAUCGCCCGGCAGGCCAGGACCCUCCUGAACCCCAUUGAUCUCGAGCAGGGCUUCAGGACCUUCGGCUCCCGCUUCAAGCCCUACAUCCGUUACUGCAUGGAGGAGGAGGGCAGUCUGGAGUACAUGAGGUCACUACUCAGGGACAACGAGCUCUUCAGGAUCUACGUCACUUGGGCCGAGACCCAUAAGCAGUGCAAUCGCCUGAAGCUGGCCGACAUGCUUGCUAAGCCCCACCAAAGGCUCACCAAGUACCCCCUACUACUGAAGGCUGUCCUCAAGAAGACCGACGACUCACCAUCCCGCGACGCUGUCAACAGCAUGGUGGCUUUUGUAGAGGGCUUCAUUAAUGGCGUGGACGCGCAGAUGCGCCAGCGGGAGGAGCAGCAGAAACUUGCCACCAUCUCCGGACGCAUCGACUCCUAUGAAGCAGUGGAGGGGAGCAGCGAGGAAGUGGAGAAGAUCCUGCGCGAGUACAAUCGCUUUGACCUAAUGGCUCCCAUGAAAGGCACAUCACGGGAAGAGACCCGGCAGCUCCACCUGGAGGGGACUCUGCGUAUGAAGGAGGGCAAAGAGAGCAGGAUGGAUGUAUACUGUUUCCUGUUCACGGACCUGUUGCUCAUCACCAAGCCAGUGAAGAGAGUUGAGAAGGUCAAGGUGAUCAGACAGCCCCUCCUCAUCCACAAUGUCGUCUGCAAAGAGCUCAAAGACCCUGGCUCAUUCAUUCUCAUCUACCUCAAUGAGUUCAAGAGCGCUGUGGCCGCCUACAAUUUCCAGGCCAACAGCGCCACCCAGGGGCGAAGCUGGGUAGAUGCCAUCUGCAAUGUCCAGAAUCAGCUCCAGAGGCUACGGACCGAGGAGCUUCGCAGGCAGCAGGUCACGCUACAGCGCCGGCUAGAUGGUGAGGUAGAUGAAGAGGAAGACGAGAGCAGCAACUCCACAGCCAGUUCUCCCAGUAUGAGGCACAAACACCGUCAAGGGCCAAGUCAUUCGGAUGGCUCCACAGAGACCCUGUCAGUCAUGGAAAUAGGGGAGGACUCGGGAGAGAAUGCAGACCCGUCUGCUCCACAUACUGACCCAGGGGAUCCCUUAGAGAAAAGCCAGGACUCUGGCAUAGUCACCCCCCCCACUGGACCCAUGAACUGCCCCUCUACCAGCCCCCAGGGGAACCACACCGACCGGCACCCUGAGCCAGAGCAGGGGGGCCUGGAAGGAGGGGAGGGGGAGCUGGACUCUCAGUAUCGCUCGCUGUCCUUGGACAGUGCCUAUGGAACCCUCUCCCCAGAGUCCCUCCUGAGAGAGCUAGACCUGCAGACACGACAAGGCCACAGUGAGGAAGAGGAGACCGAAGAAGAGGGAGAACUAGAGUGCCACCAGGUUGAGGUGGAGAAGGAGAAGAUUAAAAUGGAAUUGGUGGAGGAGGAGGAAGAACAAAAAGAAGAAGAAGAAGAAGAGGAGGAGGAGGAAGAGGAGGAGGAGGAGGAGGAAGACUCAACCUCUAUCGGUUCCCAGCUGUCCGUUGUUCAGUCUAUGAAGCCCCGACGACGACCCCCAGUGACAGCCCGUCUGCACUGCCUCCAGAGACUGGACAUCAAGUCCCGCUCAGAGGACAACCUCCUGCAGCACUUCCGUGACACUGACCCCGUCUCCCAGAUACACGCACGCAGCUCUCCGGUCCAGGACCAGUCAGCAGGCAGGAUUGAGAGGGAGGAGUGUCUUGUCCACAGUAAGAGCCUAUCCGAACUACGCCAAGCACAGGACCUCACGGAGCUGGAACCUGAGGAUAAGGAGGUUCUCAGCAUGUCCAUGCCCUCUGGUAAAAUGACCGACGCCCUGAGGAAGUCUCAGUCCUGGCAAAGGGCUUUGGACCUGGAGCUGAGGCUGAGGUCAGCGAAGUCCUGCGAAGGCAAAGGCAGCCUGUCCAACAGCAGUGACUGGGGGAAGAAGGCAAGGCACACCGAGGGCCGGGACGGGGGCUCGUCGUUGACUGCCGGCGGUUUGGAGGAUCAGUCGGUGCCCAAAAACAGGAAGUCACUGACCCCGCAGCACAAAAAGCUGACCCUAGCCCAGCUUUAUCGAAUCCGCACCACCCUAGUUCUCAACUCCACCCUCACUGCUUCGGAGGUGUAAAUACCUGCGGUCGGUUAUUCAGCUAGUGGCACCUGACCGCAAAGAGGGAACCUCACUACCCGGGGAUCUGCACGGAGGGGACCAAAUUCCUUGGGACACAAAUGCACUCUGUCAAGCUGCUUUCUGCCUUUCCGUUGCCUUUCGGACAGUGUCUGCUGCGCCCUUCUGCAGUCAGACAAUGAGAAUCUUCUUUGCUGUUGCAUUUGGUUUCUGUUUAUUGCAUGGAAUGGGAGGCAGAAGGCAGAGAGACAUUCAACUGCUUGCACUUUGUGACAAUGGAACAUAGCGUUGGGGGGAGCUGAGCCUGGGUCCUUUGGGUGGACUGGAAUGUUACCUGUGUGAGGUAACCUGUGUGAGGUUACCUGCCCCCUUAAUAGAGACUGAAUUAAGGGUCUUCCAGGCAUGUAUUGGUCUGCUUCACUCUGCUAUGGAACAGUGUACUGGAGAAGGUAUAGGAAAGAGCUGGGUGGGCCAAACACUUUCGGAGUCUUAAGUAAUGGAAAGAAAGUGGGCACAACACCUGCCCUCAAAAAUGUGGUUGAUGAAAUGAUACGGCACCCAGCAUGUCCUGGUGUUUGUACUACUCCUGGUUUGCUAUGAUUAAACAAAACAACAAAUAUU
Esox lucius (northern pike) is the source of this 5111-nucleotide messenger RNA. RefSeq names its product pleckstrin homology domain containing, family G (with RhoGef domain) member 5b (gene plekhg5b). Gene Ontology annotation, biological process: endothelial cell migration; Rho protein signal transduction. The transcript has 18 exons. Gene Ontology annotation, molecular function: guanyl-nucleotide exchange factor activity. The coding region runs from base 876 to 4490 and encodes 1204 amino acids. Lineage: Eukaryota; Metazoa; Chordata; Actinopteri; Esociformes; Esocidae. The record is from RefSeq and is a predicted model, not a curated record. Gene Ontology annotation, cellular component: plasma membrane; axon; endocytic vesicle.